Molecule: messenger RNA, 1137 nt
Organism: Penicillium daleae
Lineage: Eukaryota; Fungi; Ascomycota; Eurotiomycetes; Eurotiales; Aspergillaceae
Product: FAD synthase
Exons: 1
Coding region: 1-1137 (378 amino acids)
Biological process (GO): FAD biosynthetic process
Molecular function (GO): FMN adenylyltransferase activity
Source: RefSeq, a predicted model, not a curated record
AUGGCACAGUCCGUGGUACCUGGAAAGCGGCCGGCUGAGCCGCUAGUCUCUGCAUACUCCUCGACAUGCGCCCAGGACCAUCUCCGACCUUUUCGACCGGUUAUCACUCACCCGCUGGAACCCCGCGGAGCCGACCAGGCCACCACGAUGAACCAAAACAACCAACCCGCCGACUCGACAACAGACCAGAAACAGAACGGAUCGGCGCAUGCACAUAGCAACGCCAACGGCUAUGUAUCAUCAUCUACUACUGCAGCGUCCGAGAACGAAGAGAUCCCCCCGCUGCCGACGGUGAUUGCGCGCAUCCAUGCCCGUGUCCAAGCCUUCCUGGAGGAGUCACAUCCACCAGACUCCCUCCUCGCCUCGGUCCAGCAACAAACCCGCAUCUCACUCGACGUCGUCUCCAAGGCUCUCGCACAAUACAAGUUCUCCGAGCUCUCGGUCUCUUACAAUGGCGGCAAAGACUGUCUGGUCAUGCUCAUCCUCUUCCUGGCGGGUCUACACCCGCAUCUGAGUGCGACACAGUCCAACCAAACCAACACACAGUCCGACAAUGUCACCACCACUACUACCACCACCACCGGCACAAACGAAGAGAACUCCUCUAGCACCAUCUCCUCGAUCCCUGCCAUCUACGCCCUCCCACCAGACCCCUUCCUCGCCGUCGAAGACUUCGUCAUCACCUCCGCGCAAGCCUACCACCUCCAAAUCACAAAAUACACCACCGCCCCACCAACCACAACCCUCCGCUCCAGUUUCGAAGACUACCUCACCCGCCACCCAACCAUCCGCGCAAUCUUCGUCGGCACCCGCCGCACCGACCCGCACGGCGCGAAACUAAAACACUUCGACCGCACCGACCAGGGCUGGCCCGAUUUUAUGCGCGUGCACCCGGUUAUUGACUGGCAUUAUGCGGAGAUUUGGGCGUUCAUUCGCCAUUUGGAUUUGGCGUAUUGCUCGCUCUAUGAUAUGGGGUAUACGAGUUUGGGGGGUACGUCGGAUACGCAUCCGAAUCCGAAGUUGCGGAGGGCGAGCGAGGCUGGGGAUGGGAGUGCGGUUGAUGCUGAGGGGGACGGAGGGUAUUUGCCGGCUUAUGAGCUUACUCGGGAUUUGGAGGAGCGAUUGGGACGCAAUUGA